Messenger RNA from Maniola jurtina (meadow brown), 1838 nucleotides. RefSeq lists its product as uncharacterized. The transcript has 5 exons. The record is from RefSeq and is a predicted model, not a curated record. NCBI's taxonomy places the organism in Eukaryota, Metazoa, Arthropoda, Insecta, Lepidoptera, Nymphalidae. Bases 195 to 1034 code for a protein of 279 amino acids.
UGACAGUUUUUAACUUUAAACGCACUUGAAAGGCGGUGUAGUUCACACGUGCUAUAAAACAACAAAUGAUUUUUUAAUAUAAGGACGUAAUUUUUCGUUAUUUAUUUAAUUUCACGAACUUUUUGAAUGCCUAUACUUAAUUAUAUCGACAUAUUUUUUCUACACUUAAGUAUUUGAAAAGUGACUAUUUCAAUAUGAAAUCAGUGAUUUAUUUUAUGGUGCUAUUUUUGGGCUCAGCGUAUGCCGACAUGGCAGGGGAAUGUGCCAUGGUAGGUUUCUACCUGGAGAUGGCCUGCACGCCGGUGCCCGCUGCUGACAACUCAACGCUCUGCCCCGACGCUUUCGACUGCCCCGACCUGCGGAUAAGCCCUGAUCCGAACACCUGUUAUUAUAAGGGAGCAUCGUAUAAAACGGGAUCCCCGUUUCCACAGAGCGUGAUCAAGAACCCUUGUACCAUGAAUUGCGGCUGCAGUACCGAUUAUAAAGGAGUGCCUCAGUUCACUUGCGCAGCCGUGGACUGCGUGGACGCCGAGGGCUUUGGGGAUUGCAUCCUGACACACGAGGUGGACGCUUGCUGCAGCACCGGGACUGUUUGUGGGAAAGACGCAAUCGCCAGUUUGAAGACAUGCGAGGUUGACGGCGUGAUAUACAAAGAAGGCCAGAUCAUUGAGCCAGCCAACACGCGGAAGACCUGCGUCUGUACUGCGCAGUGGAACGGGCGAUACGACGAUCCGACCAGUUGCCGCGACCUCGACUGCGCCGUGGAAAUUCACUUCCAGGACAUGAUAUUCAGCAAAUGUGCUCCAGUUUUCUUUGCGAAUCAGAUGGGCUGUCCUGUAUCGUUCGUAUGUCCGACCGAAAAAACAAAAGUAAUCCGAGGGUUGAACGCACGCGGCGUCACCGCUCAGUGCUUUUACGGCAACAUGACUGUGAACGUAGGAGACCAGGUCACCGUGGAGGAGAAAUGCACCAAGUGUGUCUGCGAUGUGCCGCCCUACGUGUCCUGUACGCUGAAGAACUCUUGCGAUGAUUAAACGCUUCUACAAUAGUUUGACGUUCCAUACCACGACCAAACAUAAGAUACGAAGAGAGCCGCUAGAUUCAGGCAGCGCAAGAUCGUGGCGUCCAGAAGUCUCUACAAGAGAUUUCAGCUUUGACCACUGACCACGACACACAACUUUUUUUAAAGAUUCCACUUAAUUCCGGAUUUCAAUUCGCUCGCUCAUUAUCUCAUAGGAACAUUAUACAUAUUUUAUUUUCAUUUCUCUUUAUAACUUAGUAACGGGUUCAAUUUCGGUAAAAAAAUUGGUAGGCACCAAAACUUCUCAGUGCUAUUCAGUGCAGGUGUUCUCAAAUAGAACAUUUUAAGAGUAGGUAAGGUUUUGUACAUUAUAAAUUGUAUUACAACAGUAUUUGUCUAUGGAAUAGGCAAAUCCAUGGCGUGCGAAGCCGGGGCAGGUCAACUAGUAAUAAAACAAGUAAGUUUCGAAUAAAAUAAAGCUCUAAUUUUCUAUUUCAAAUUAUUUCACAUUAGUUCUAGAAUGUAAAUAGGUAGGUACAAAGUUUAUUAUUUUAAUAAUAAUUCUUACAAAAGUAUCUUAUUAUCUAAGUUUUUGGCGAGGUAUGGCAUAAGACUUAAUUAAUUAUGUAUUAGGUAACAAUAAUAAAAUUGGAGAAAUUCACAAUUAUGUACAUAGCACCACAGCCCUAUAGGAUCUUUGUAAACUAUUCUAAAAUUACGUUGUGACGACUUAAUACAAUUUAUACAAAAUUAAGUACUUACUAAGUACAAGGUAAAAUUUAAGUAAAAAAAUUAUAUUAAAAUUUAAUUCAAUGAA